Molecule: messenger RNA, 698 nt
Organism: Aspergillus welwitschiae
Lineage: Eukaryota; Fungi; Ascomycota; Eurotiomycetes; Eurotiales; Aspergillaceae
Exons: 1
Coding region: 9-593 (194 amino acids)
Source: RefSeq, a predicted model, not a curated record
CUCCCCUCAUGGGACAAACGACCUGUUCGGCCAACGAAACCCCCUUCAUCCCCUACCACUCAUUCCACCUAAACGGCAGGUUCUGCGGAGAGCCAUACACAGGAUUUCAUACCGACCUCUGUCUAUACGAGAAGCAAGAUCUCUUCUGGGACCUGCCCGAGCUCUCACUGGGAGAACUGUCUGCAAAUGAUACGGAUUUCAUUCUGGCUAGUGACCAUCGCCUCCCUCCCCAGGAGGACUGGCAGUAUUGGGGCCGGUUUCCUGAUACGCUGUACCCGGUUAAGAUACCCAUGCCGGUGCGGUAUGUCGAAGCGAUGAUGCUUCUCACGGCCCGCGAUUGGGAAAUCAGGGGACAUGGGUGGUCUUGGCGGGAUGAGAUUAUGUACAUGUGGAAGUAUAUAGUCGGUUUACUAGGGGAGUUCUUUGAGGUGGAGAUGUUCAAGCCGAUGUUUAGAUCGUGGUGGGCGGUUUUGGAGAACUCGGAGUCGAUGUCGGGUGGUGAGGUGCUGUGUGUGCAUAAUUUGAGGAGAGAGUUGGUGGCUGCGAAUAUGAUGCCUGAGACGCCGUUUACUUGGUUGAAGAUGUAUGGUUGAGUUCAUGGUGGUUAAUUGGUGAUAACAUAGGGUUGAAUUUGGUGACAGUAGAAUGAGCAGAUUAUGUAACGGAUCGAAGUCUAAAUACGAGCAGAAGUAAGGAAG